Messenger RNA from Aegilops tauschii subsp. strangulata, 3488 nucleotides. Its product is annotated as transcription factor GTE3, chloroplastic. Lineage: Eukaryota; Viridiplantae; Streptophyta; Magnoliopsida; Poales; Poaceae. The record is from RefSeq and is a predicted model, not a curated record. Gene Ontology annotation, molecular function: protein binding.
AAUCGAAUCAAUCGAGCAGCGCUCUGGUGAUCUAUUCAUCUACAUGUUCUGAUCUGCAUGUAUUCCCUGUUUUUCCUCUGCUGGUUCAGCUUUGUUAAACUUAUAGCAGAUAUAAAAUACCUGUAUAUAUGCUUAGAACAAGCAAAAUUAGCACUCUCUAUCUUGAGUUGUCAGUUUGAUUUACAUACACAUGUCACUCGACUAUGCAUCAUCAAGCAGAAUGUUUAUGUGUGUUGCCAGUAACAAAUUGUAUCAAAUCUUGUGUUAAAACAAUACUAUCAAAUUAACUUUCCAACCAGGAUUUCAAGAAAAAAAUUGUGUGCUGGAGCAAGAAAGGGAACAUGGUAAGGAGUGUGCCUAGAAGAGUUUCUCUGUUCUCUUCCUAUUGGUUGCCAUAUGCAGCUUGCGGGUCUCAACUUAAUAAAUACAUCAACCGCGUACCGAAGGAAAAACUCAUUACAUGAAUUCUGAGUAGGUAUUUUCAGUCUUUCGCAAUGUAGUUUAUUUAUUUUUCUCUGCACCAUGAUGUGCUGAUAAAAUUUGGAUAAUCAAUCAAAUUUCCAGUGAUGAUGCCCUAGCUGAUCAUGCUUCUUUACCACAAUCAUUUUCCUGACAGUAGUUGUGCAUGCAGUACAUGUUUUCAGUUGAGCGAGCCCUCUUUUAGUUAGAGAUCAAAAUUCAAGCCUGACAUGGCAUAUGAAUGCUCCCAGUUUAGCAAAAGCCGUGAUCUUUCCAACUUUGAGAGUUGAAGGAAAUCUCCGGAUAAAAAAUUGAAGAAUUCAUAUAGCACAGUACAGGGUGAGCAUCCACAUGACAGUUCUAAAGUUGUUUUUAUCAUAUGGAAGUUCAUAAGUUGUGAUAAGAAUAAAAAUGCAAAGUUCCAAAAACUUAUGUUUCCAGCAUGAUGGCUCCCCUGUUUCUAUGGUAAUCUUUUUCAAAUAUUCUGAUCAUGGUCCUCUAAGCAUUCCUGGUUUGUCACUUGAGCCUGAGCCGUGGGUCGCAGAUCCAACGAACAUUGAUGAAAUCCAUAGAAAAAGCUUAGCUAACUCUUCAUAACAAAUGGACUGAGUUAGUGCGCGCACUCACCGGCCGGUGCUUCUCAUAGUUUUUUUAACAUGCUAUAGCAGCUAUACAAUAUCAGAUUUAUGGAAACAUAUUUCAGAAUUGGUAAUUGGUGUGUUCUAUUCUCCUUUCCUUGGAUAUUUCUUAUUCUGUUUUAGAAUUAUUAUUUUUCGUCCGCACUUUCAAGUAUUUAUGCCUGGGGUCUUUCAUUCUACAGCUGAACAAUUAUAUCUCAAAAUAGCUUGCGUCCCCUAUAUUUGAUCCUUCUGCCCUCUUUUAAAUUCAACCUCUAAUUGACAUCUUCUUUCGUUGUUGUUGUAUACACGAGUGUGUACCAAAUUAUACAAAUGAAAUAUUGUGGAACAGGCAUAUUCAAAACUGUUUUUUGAAGUUAAAUAUCUCAUGUGAGAAGCCUAGAUAUAAGAAAUAUGGGUGUAAGGCGAUUGUUUUGAGGUGUCAAUGCAACUUACAGUACAUGGAUCUGGUUAGAACUUUGAUACUUCUUGCUUUGGUAUGCUGCUACGGUAGCUCAAUACCGAUGAAACAGAAGGAUUGGUCAUGUCACCAAAUGGGUACCACACACAUAUAGAUUGUUGCUUGCUCUCACGGUCCAUGUCAUCCUCGAUCCAUGUUGGUAUGCAUCCUCUCCCUUUCCUUUCCUCUCUACUAAGUUGUCUCUCCUUUUCCUUUAAUUAUUCAUGUGAUCUUUCUUGCUCUGAGAAGCCCUUCAUGAUGCACAGAAGGAUUCAGUUUCUGAAUUCUAAUCAACAGGUUUCAGUCGUCUAUUGCAAAAAUGUUCUAUGCAUAUUAUGUGAGUUAAAGGGUCAACCAAAUGAUCAUAUAUGUAUUUAUAUAGAAUCAUAUCUAUCUAUUGGCAGUCAUGUCUGAUGCAUACGUCUUUGCUGAUUAAAAAAUAUGCACAAAGACCUACGUGAAAUAGUUUGAUAAACAAAAAAUACUGCUCGACCGAUUUCUUCCUCUUAUUCACUGUUCCAUUUUAUAACACAAAGCGCUCACAUGGGCUCUCUUGGGCGCGGCGUGUCGCCGCGCCUCUGCCUGCUAGUCAGGAUUAAUUGUUGCUAUCUAGAGUAUUUAUUGAAAGACGUGUGAUCAGAGAAAAUGAGCUCUAAUCCUAGAGUAAUUAUGGGGAGCACUCUUGAAAGCAUCGAUGGUAAAGGAUGUUUAAUUUGAAAACCCCAAGAGAUGGGUGGUAAUUUGAGGAAGUAAAUCUGACGGUCAACGAUGACUUGAUCCAAGGGCCAUGCACCGGUGUCAUUCCUAGCGGUCUCCUAUAAAAGGGGUACGGCAUCCGGAUCUGACCCAAACUGACUCCCCCCCCCCCCCCCCCCCCCCCCCCCACAAAUCAUCUCGGCCGGCCCUAUGCCAUCCCAAAGCAGCCCGGCCGGAGCGCCGCCCGGUUUCCCUAAACCUAUGUGCUACCCUGCCGCCGCCGAUCUUCCCCGUGCCCUCGAACGCUGCCGCAUGCUGCUGGACAGGCUGCUGCAACAUGAGGACGGGUGGGUGUUCGCCAAGCCGGUGGAUACAUACAAACUCGGACUCCGCGACUACCACUCCAUCAUCGCUGAACCCAUGGAUCUCGGCACUGUCAGCCGCCGCCUUGAAUUGCGUCGCUACCCGAACCUGCUCUGCUUUGCCAAGGAUGUCCGGCGUACCUUCAGCAACGCCAUGACCUACAACAACAAGGGAGACGAUGUGUAUGAGAGUGCUGCUAAGCUCUCUCGCAUCUUCGAGUCAGGGUGGGUCUCCAUUUUGGCGGCGCUCCCGUCGCCGCCGCCGGUCGCCGUGCGCAGGGCAAGGCUCAAGGAUGAGCUGCCGCGGCUGCCGGUGGACUUGCAGGAGAAAGCGGCCAUCAUUAUGAAAGACAUAGGCGGGUGGAUCCAGGAGGUGGAUGGGAGGGUUGAGGUGGAUUUGGACAAGGCCGACGAGGCGACUCUUGACAAGCUCGAGUGGCUGCUCGCUCUCGCCACCAUGAGGAAGUAUGAUGAUUUCAAGUUUUCAACCAUAGUCACUGGGACCUGAAGCCACUACCUCUGGAGGCAGGAGCGCUGGAUAAUCAAAUUUGAUGUGGUGCUGCAUGAUUUUACCAGCAUCAAUUGUUUCUCGGUUCCAGAACGCUGUUGACUUAAACAUGGCUUCCCUCUUUUGCGAAUGAGUAUCAGCAUGAUUUCUAAGUGGCUGUAACAUCGCUAGCCUAUAUAUCCCUACUCUGGAUUUGUAUGAAUACCCCAGUGUCAGUGUGGUUGUAAUUUGGGGGUUUGUAGCUGGUGGGUUAUUCUGUCUGUUGGUAUAUUGGAAUUAGACUUUAGACCUGUGAUGAUACUGAAGAACUGCAAGGAUGUGUGGAAGUCAUGUUGUUCGAUUGUUCAUUAAAUAUAUGAUUUCGUGGGCGGAUUUUCUGCCAUGAA